UGAUAGUUAAAAAAAGAAAAAAAAAAGCUUAUACGACUUGUUCUGAGACUGAUAAUCAAUUACUGUGAUUGGAGAAAAACAGUUGGAUUGAUCGGACGACCAGCAGAAUCUUUUAUUUGACUUUGAUUUUUGUUGGAAUAUUUUUGAGAAACUGUUUGUCAAUGGCUGCUGCUUCAUCUCCUUUCAUUUCCCUCAUCUUCCUCCUCUUCCUCGCUGUUGCUGUGGAGUUAAAACCGUCACCUCAACGAGACAACAAACAGGUUUUACACUCUCUGUUUGGCUCUCGUCUUUCAACUCUCAUCUUGGCCACUCCCACUUUUGAUGACAUCACAGAGGGAUCAGCUGGACAGCUCACCUCCACAACUCCUUCUGCAGUACUGCCUGUGAGCCACACCCUUGCAAAGCGAGUGAACAGCAGAACUGAAGCAGUCCCUCAGUUCUUUCUCAACUUCCUGCGGCAACAGACCAAGAUGAGGAGGUGGAGCCGCAAGUCGAUGAUGGGAGGGAGAGGAUGCUUUGGGAUGAAGAUGGACCGUAUUGGGUCCAUGAGUGGUCUGGGCUGUUAGACAUAUGUGUCACCAUGGUAACUACACUACGACCUAAGCUCC
Molecule: messenger RNA, 608 nt
Organism: Maylandia zebra (zebra mbuna)
Lineage: Eukaryota; Metazoa; Chordata; Actinopteri; Cichliformes; Cichlidae
Product: C-type natriuretic peptide 2-like
Biological process (GO): cGMP biosynthetic process; receptor guanylyl cyclase signaling pathway
Cellular component (GO): extracellular region
Molecular function (GO): hormone activity
Source: RefSeq, a predicted model, not a curated record